Messenger RNA from Toxorhynchites rutilus septentrionalis, 7876 nucleotides. RefSeq lists its product as uncharacterized. The transcript is spliced from 7 exons. Gene Ontology annotation, cellular component: nucleus. The record is from RefSeq and is a predicted model, not a curated record. Lineage: Eukaryota; Metazoa; Arthropoda; Insecta; Diptera; Culicidae. Gene Ontology annotation, biological process: regulation of transcription by RNA polymerase II. The coding region runs from base 223 to 7176 and encodes 2317 amino acids. Gene Ontology annotation, molecular function: zinc ion binding; DNA-binding transcription factor activity, RNA polymerase II-specific; RNA polymerase II transcription regulatory region sequence-specific DNA binding.
UUUUCUUCUUCUUUCCACAGCGCUAAUGUUCGACUUCUUGAAAAGAGGCCUCCGCACAAAGUGCCACCGCAAGUUUAGUUGUCAUCGCCCAGUCCAAAAUAGUAAAAUUCGACCUCUUAUUCGCGUUUGUUCUGUUUCUGUUCUGAUGCCCGGUUACGCGAGAGUAUUUACUCGGUGCUGAAUGUGACUUCCAGAUGUGAAAACGAUUCGUUGUCGUUCAAAAUGAUGCAAAAUCAAAAACCAACAACAUCCGCCACUACCACCGCCAGUAGUAAAAGUAGCAACAUUAACACAACAAAUGAUAGACAGGGGGAGAUUGGAGGCGGUGAAGGUGGCUGUAAUGGUAGAGUAGGAGAUUCUGGAGGCAUCACUGCUCUACAAACCUUAAGCGCGUUAUGCCGGGUUUGCAUGUGUAAUCCUCAACAGGGGGAGGACGGAAAAUAUCUGGAAUCAUUGUACCGCACAACAGUCGAAUCAAAAACAUUGCAUUCGAUGCUGGUCACUGUUUGCAGUCCGCUGGCUCAGGGAAGUAAUGAAGGAAUGCCGGAUAAAAUAUGUACACUGUGUAAGGCAAAGGUCGUUCAGGCGUAUAAGUUGUACGAAAUGUGUAUUAAAAGUGAUGAAAGAAUAAGGAAACUUAUGCAAACACAACAGACAACAGGAGGUGUAUUAAUAAAGCAGGAGAUUAUUGAUGAUGAAAAUGACGUAGCAAACGCUGAUCUCUAUUACGAUCCCCAAGUCAAGAAGGAAGACGCAUACGACUAUGAGUACCCUUUCGAAGGACACUUUUAUGGGCCAUCUUUGGCUUCAGUGGCUUACAGCACACCUAACUUGAGAAUCCAAUCAGUACGCAAUGGGCCGGAAGUACUGGUGCAGUUCCAAAAUCAAAAAACUCUGGUUGAUGCUGCUCCAAAACCUGUUCUUGAGUUUGAAAAGUUUGUGAAGGUUACUUCCAAAGGACACCAAUGUACACUUUGUGAAAGGGACUUCAAGUACUUCAGCUACUUCAAACAGCAUGCUCUUGCCCAACACGAUCCUACGAAACCGUAUAAGUGCGAUCAGUGCAAGUAUACUUUUAAAACUGAACAACGUCUAUUACUGCACAUGAAAACUCACAUUGACGUGGAGGAUCUUCCACUGGCUGUAGAACUUACAGACGCAAAGCCUAAACAGGAACCCGAUCUUGAUCAAUCCGAAGAUCCACUUAGCGAGGAAGACUUAAAUGAGGUAAAUAUAUCAAUCAGCCCAGACACCGGUGAAAAAGUAUACAAAUGUCUCGUCUGCCAGAAACAACUGUCCACAUUGCCGCUCUACAGACGCCACCGAACCGUUCACACCGUUCACGGGCGUCCGUAUGAAUGUAAUAUUUGUCAUUAUCGGUUUGCCAUGAAAUUCAGCUACAAUGCCCACAUGCAACUUCACGAGGAAGGCAAGGAUCCAGCGCAACCGCUUAUUUAUAAAUGUACCGAAUGCAGCGAAACAUUUCCCCGGCGGAAACUUCUCAAUUUACACAUGUCUUCUCAUCCAGAAAAACCUCAUGUUUCACUGAACAAAACAGCUCCUGCAGCUAUCCUAGCGAGCAGUAUUUCUUCGGGACGUCACGGCCACGUUUGUCCUAUCUGUUCCGAAACAUUCAAUCGUGAAUCGGUUCUCAACAACCAUAUGAAGCAGCAUGAACUCGAAGCUGCUCAACUGAAGCAUUCUGAGAUUUGUUAUGUUUGCACGCUCUGUGGGUUGGAGUGUGACACUCGCGAAACAUUUACGAAUCACAUUAAAACCCAUGGUGAUGUGCAGUUCCCUACCGAAAACGAUCCAGCCGUAGAUACGGAAGUAAGUGAUGAUGAGCAUGCACAGAAUGGCGAAGAUCCGCUGAGCAUCGUAAAGGUGGAACCGAAAAGUGGACUCAAGUGUGAACUGUGCUUUAAGACAUUCCCCUAUGCGUGCAACCUAAAACAGCACAAGAUAAUUCAUCACUCGGAAAUGAAGCCCCACGAAUGCAAUGUCUGUCAUUAUAGAUUCGAAUACGAAGGUACACUUCUGCGGCAUAUACAGAAGCAUCAUUCCAAACCGGAAACAAAUGUUAUAGCCGCACCGACUGUCACCGAUGAGGCAAUCUCCGCUCCGCGGGGAGCAAGCAUUAUCUAUAAAUGUAAACUAUGCUCCGCUCGUUUCCAAAAGCAAAAAUCGAUGACUUGGCAUUUGAAAACACAUCGGUCGAUUGUGGCCAGCGAGGGCAGCAGUGUACAGGAGCUGGAACAAAGCCUGAACAUUCCGGCGUCGUCAACAUUACCCCCCAAAGCGCUUCUACGACAACCAUCGCCUGCCCCAACGCCAACUCCUCCGCCGGCAUCUGCAUCGCAAAAAUCUCCUCUUCUACAGCCCAAAGUGGAAGGAAACAAGGCCUCCGCCAAUUCGACGAAUGUGUACAAAUGUGGGUACUGUCCCCAGAAUCUCGAUUCAGAGGAUGCCUACUAUCAACAUAUGAAAGGUCACCGUGUUCGUUCCAACGCGUCGGAUCCACUGCAGCCAGACGAUGAAACACCUCCGCUCAAGAAGAAACGAGCCUGGGUGCGUUCCGGUGAGCACCACCGGUGUAACCUUUGCCACAAAGUGUUCACCUUCCGCAGUCAGUUGCAGCAGCACACGGCUCUCCAUCAUCAGCCCGGGAAACCGUACGAAUGUAAAAAGUGUCACUACAGCUUUGUACACAAGUUGAAUCUCAAGAGACACGAACUGACACACUUGGAAGAGGAACGCCUUGCCAGUGAGGACGAUCAGUCGGUACAGCUGCUGGAGGACGAAAGCUUCAACGCUGAUUUGGAAGAUUUUGUGGAACCAGUGCUUGAGGAGGCAGACCCUGCCGCUACAAAUCGGAGUUCCGAAAGCGGCGAAGGCAGUCAAUCGGGCGACGGUGCAGUACCAAAGAAAAAUAAAUGCGUCGUCUGUUCUGCCCUAUUUCAGCGGGAAGAUCAACUGAUCGAACACCUUAAAACACAUAUUGAGCGCAUUAAAGUGACCAAGCAGGAAACACAGAAUGCGCGAAAAAUACUCACAGAUGAUAAUGAUCGGAAGUGCAAGCUGUGCACUAAAGUCUUCAAGUACACCUGCCAGCUGAAACAGCACCUUCAAAUGCAUCACUCCAAAGAUAAACCGUUCGAGUGUAACAUUUGCAGAUAUCGGUUUGAGUUCAAAGGUCACAUGAUACGACACAAAGCAAUAAAUCAUACCGAUGAAGUUGCUGCCGAAGAAGCGGAAAUGGAAGAUCUUCCAUCUAAAAUCUCCACACCUUCAAUCCACCCAGAUGGUUCCGAGAUAUACCAGUGUCCGGUUUGUCCGAUGAACUUCGUGAAACAGCGAUCCCUAACGUGGCAUUUAAAAACUCACGCUAACAGGAAGAUUAAGCGAGAAAAGGAUGAUGAGUAUCCUUCCACUUCGACUGGAGAGGUCAUGCAAUGUCGUUUCUGUUCGUGUACCUUCCGCGAUGUGUACGAACUCAAAGCCCAUAUGGUAACUCAUAUCGGAGGCUCGUCUGUAGCGCCAGGCGAGGGCGAGCACUCUCUUUUCGGUUCUGGGUUGGACAUGAUGCUGCAGGAUUUUCCCGAUAGCAUGGAAAAUCAUGCAGCCGAUCCACUGUUUGACGAAUCCAACCUGGAACUGGUGCUCGAGGAUGGGUUCGAUAAUGAUCUUGAUUUCAAUAUGGACUAUCACGAUACACCUCCGCUGCCGCCAGCAAAGAAAAGUCUUCCGGCGAAUGAGAAUUCAAUCUACGAUGUCGCCGAACCGGGAACAUCGACUACACCGGCGAAGGGCAAAAUCGUGUGUGAACUUUGCAAAAAAGAUUUCCUAUACUCCUGCAAUCUAAAACAGCAUAUGCAGCUGCAUCACGCUAAGGAGAAACCAUUCGAGUGCAAGAUCUGUUUUUAUAGGUUCGAAUACAGUGGUCACCUGGUGCGACAUAUUCGUCAGAAUCACGAUGUUGACGAAACAACAGGUGAAGCCGCUGAACGGAACUUCGUGUGUACCUUUUGCUCGGAGCUGUUUGAGCAAAAAUCCCAGCUAAACGCUCACGUUCAGUUGUAUCACAAAGGAGAGAAACAGUUCAAGUGUGAGCUAUGUCCUGCCUCUUUCGCCUACAAGAAAACGUAUGACGCUCAUCGGGAAGAACAUCAGUCGAAUAAACGUUCAGAUACUGCACCAACAACCAGUGCCCAAAGUACAACGGCAAGUGCUGCUCCCGUGAGUUACUCCUGUAAUUUCUGCAAAAAGACAAAAGUGGACACAUCUGCAAUCCAGCGAGUGUGGUGGUUGAUGAGCAUAAUGGCGACGCAAAUGAAAGUACCAGCUACGGUGGCUGACUUUUUAUCGGGAGAUGGGGUAGACUUUAGCUCCCACAAGCGAAUCUCCAACGCAAACAGCCAGGAACAAAAUGAUUUGGAUAUAUUAUUGAGUGAGAUCACGGUGCAAUUUGAUAACGAUGAAGUGCAAACGCUGUACGUUGGUCCGGUCGCGAUUGUUGACGACGACGACGUCGUCGGAAAUGCGAAAGGCUUCAGCAACAUAGUUGACCAUAAGGAAAUCUCAACCCAAGCAUCACAAAAUGACCUACCACCGUUGGAGUUUCUCCAGCGGCCAGCAUCGGUCCCACCAACAACGGUGUCGGCGGUGGUUGAUGACGUCAUGAAAGUAGACGCCAGCAUUGAUCUCGCAGUCACGGUUGUGACGACGAAAACAAAGCAAGACAGACACCAUCCACAGCUUCCUUUGUCACCGGGGGUUGGCGCUGAAGCUGAGGGUGGGGAACCCGCCAAGCAGGCGGUCGAUUCAGCAAACGACGACCGUCCCCAUCAUUUGACAGCAGCUGCUGUUGCUAUUGAUCCGAAAAAUGGUGGAAAUCCGCAGACUGUUCCAAAUGAAGACUUAAGAAAACCUCUUCGUCGUAGAAAUAAAAUAUACCCAGAGAAAGCGCCCGCACCUGUCGAGAACGGCACCUCGCGUGUAACCAGAUCGGCCACAUCACCCGUGAAGAGCGUUGUCAAACCAACCGCAAUAAUCUCACCCAGUACAAAACGAAAACCACCACCACCGGCACCUUCACCAGCAGCAGAAGCGGAUCAAAACGUACCAGCGCCGGAGCGACCAAGCAAACGACAGAAGGUAACCACACCGGAUCGUGAGUCAACUCAUCCACCCACGAUAAAGGAGGAGAUCAAACAGCCAUCGCCAGUUUCGAUACCUGUGGUGGAAGCGGAAAAAGAAAAAGUCCAACAAGCUGAAACAUAUACUGCAAAAAGUGGCAAGGAACCACCCCAAGAGAAGGAGUCGGGAGAGAAUCCGGUCGAAGAGGAACUUAUUCUACCGGAACCGCAAGAAAGGACAUCGUUGUUGAAAUACAAUAAAUCUUAUGAGAAGGAUUCUUCUCCGGCAGGAAGUGACAGUGGUAUUGAAAAUGAAGGAUCUGAGUUGAGCAAGGUGCCCUUGUUACCGCCAACGCGAGAAGACGACACUGAACCUCAAAUUGAACAAGAGGAGACUGUUGAAAGCAUUCCAGUAGAACCUAUUAGUACGGAAACGGAACUAGAGGGGUCAGCAACAAAAAAUAAUACUCAAGCAGAGGCAAUUUGUCCUGACAAAGAAGUGGUAAAGAAGAAGACUGAAAUCAAACGUAUUAUAAAAUGUGCAAAAUGUGUGAUGUGCUUUAAGAAAGAGUUGUCGUACAAAAAACAUUUAAUGAAUUAUCACGGCAUCGAUCUGAGUAACAUUGCGCACUUUCUUUCGAAUCUGCAAACUCUGGACGAAGGAAUCCAGGACGGAGACGAACGGAGUGUGACGGAAGAGUAUGAAGAAUUCCAGUUGGCAACAAGUGCCAACAAUAAGCAAAAUGCAACCGAAAAGUCUGAUGACAAUGAGAGAAAUCAAACACAGAGAAACGGAGGAGAGCUGGCAGUGGAAGCUGUUACAAAAAUCGGACAACAGGAAGCGUCUUCCACGCCGAGUCCUACCACUUUGCAGAUGUAUCCGGAGGUUAAAUUAUCGACCAGUAACCCCAAACCUCGGGCUGGUCGCCGCCGCAAGGAAAAGUUAAUUCCGAUCAAUUCAAAUGCUGACAUGAAGAUAAAGCACGAAUAUAAUUUAGCAAUGGUUCAAUCAGAAGAAUCCGUUAGUAGCUCCUCACAAUCAUCCCAGCCAUUGCUAAACGACAUGUAUGUGGUAACAUAUCUUGAACAGGUGGUUAUGAUGGCGGGAAAUGUUAGUGCUAACACAAACGGAAUGCUCGGGCUGCCAGACUCGAACAAGCCCACCCAAUCCUUAGACCCGCUGUCAUUUGAAGGUACUAGCAGACUAAACCCUUACGAACGUUCAAAAAUCAUCGACGGAGGAACGGAUGACAAACAGCAUUACACGUGCAGCAUUUGUGACCAAGAAUUCGAGCAACUUCAGGUUGCCCAAGACCACGUUAAUUUCUUCCAUAGAGACGUGAAGCGGCGUAGUUGUCCACAUUGUGGUCGAACGUUCACUCAAACCGGUGAUUUGACACGACAUGUUCGAAUUCACACUGGAAUACGGCCAUUCAAAUGCCCGUUCGAGGACUGCAAGUAUGCUUUCAUAUCAUCCGGAGAUCUGCACAAACACGUCCGCCGCCACAAUCAGACGAUAAACCCAAUCCCUAAGCCUCACGUUUGCCCCAAGUGUGGAAAAGAUUUCGAGCGCGGAUAUGAUCUGAAAAGACACAGUUCCAUGCACGCCAAGGACGACCCAAAUUUUCAGGGCUUCAACUGUGAACUAUGUGGCAAAGUGUUCGCUAGAAAGGAUCAGUGCCGGGCGCACACCUUCCGACACGUCGGUUAUAAACCGCACAAAUGCAAAUAUUGCGACAAGUGCUUCUCGGAUGCAAGCAACUAUGCGAAACAUGUGAAAGUGCAUGAGCUGGAUGGUGUGCUGCUUUACUGUCAUUAUUGCAGUAAAUCCUUCAAGAAUAAAAUGGCCAUUUCAAAACAUGUACUUCCCUGCAAAUACAAAACGCUUGCUGCCUCGAGUAAAAAGCAAGCAAAGAAACGAACCUCGACGGGACAAUCCCUGAAUGUCCACAGCGCAUCUCUAGGAUACUCCAAUAGUGGUGUCAAAGCUAGCGAUGCACCCAGAGAAACAGAAGCAGAAGCAGCAGCAAUAGCGUUAUAAGUGUACUUCCUACAUGCAAGAGACCAAUUCUCGAAACCCCGCCCUGUUAGAUUUAAACGCAGGAGCUGACUACUUAAUGUAUAGAUUGUCCCAAUAGCCCAAUAAGUGUGGUACGGAAUGUUUUCUUCAGUACAUGUUGAUCUUAGUUCAUUGGCGCAUUCUUCACUUCGAAGUACGAAACAUUGAUAUCAAUAUUUAGGUGGUUCGCAUACGGUACUAUUGGAACCAUACAAAUGGCAUAUUUAUUACCUUCCAAUGUAAUUUACGUUAGGGAUUAUGAUGAUAUGAUCAGCAGUGAAACAUGUGGAUAUUCAUAAGAUGAGAAUUUUUUACGAUAUUUUUUUGGUAGUGGAUAAUGUACACGAUUGAGCUCUUCGGAGUGCAAACUCUUUUCCGAUAGUUUUUAUUGAUAGGUUAUUUUACAGUUAUAGAAACAAACUGUAGUGGUAUUUUUAUUUUUUUUUCUCAUUGGGAUGAGUAAUUUCACAUUGGUGAAAGCACAAUAGCAGUGGAUAAUAAUGGUAUUGAAAAUGAUUUGCUUAUCAAGGACAACACGUUAAGUUUACACUUGUUGCAAUUCCGUAGGAAGCAAAAUGAGAGAAGAUAUAAAAAAAAAUCAAAUAGCACUACGUAAAUAUGGUAAAAUUUGUAGUAAUAUACACACAUGAUGAAUUAGAAACAACACAUGUUCCUCAAAUAA